CCGCUGCAAGCUGUGCACCCAAGGCGCCUGAAGGGGGCUAUUGAGAUUAAAGGGGGUGCAAGAAUGUCUACCAAAUCGAUGCCAGGUGUGCGGUGGCUUCAUCAAGCUUCAAACCAGUGCUUGUAGUCAAGGCCACAUUGAAGCGCCAUGGGCCCCUCCAAGCCUUCCAUCCUUUCUGCCGCACUGCUGUCGCGGGCAACUAUUGUUGUCUUCACAGUCUGCUUCCACUCGUUUGCCGACAACUAUGACACCUCCUCUGAGCUUGAUGCGGACUGUUUGCACACACAUUCCAAUCUAAGACAGAAGUUGUGGCUCAAAAGUGGAACCUCACCAGUGACUGGCCCCCUAGACAGAUACAUCACAUGGGACGCCGUGCACUUUGUGCGCAUUGCAAAGUGUGGCUAUGAGUUUGAGCAGAGCUUUGCAUUCUUCCCUGCCCUCCCGCUAGUGAUGCGCACACUUUCGACAACCUUUCUGUGGCCCCUUAGCGGCCUCUUGGGGGAGCGGGGGACGCUCUGGCUCUCCGGGUUGCUGCUGUCAAAUUGUGCCUUUGUUGCAUCAGCGGUCUUCCUACACAGAUUGGGGUUGGCCACCCUGCGCGAUGAAGAGCUGGCGUAUCGAGCGGCGCUCCUCUACUGCUGGAAUCCAGCCUCAAUCUUCUACUCCUCCGUUUACACCGAGAGCCUCUUUGCUCUGGCGUCCUUUGCGGGGAUGCUCUACCUGGUGCAGCGCAGGAGGGCCUUGUCCCUGCUUCUCCUGGCUGCCUCAACGUCCGUCCGGUCCAACGGCAUCUUGCACGCGUACUUCUUCGUUUUUGAAGCUGCGGCGACAGCUUCCGAGCACUGGAAGGAAGCACUAGAGGCCCUGUCACGGAAGAAGGAGCCCGAAGCUCCCGCUUACACUCGCACAAGCUCUGCACUCGUCUACGCCCUCUUUGCGGUGCUCAGGGGCGUGGUCUGGAGCGCGCUAGUCUGCACACCGUUUGCCCUCUUCCAAGCAUACGGGUACCAGCAGGUUUGCGUGAAGGGCGACCAACGCCAGCCGUGGUGCAGUAACACCAUACCGUACAUCUAUGGCUACGUCCAAGACCGGUACUGGAACGUGGGCUUCCUCCGCUACUUCCGCCUCCAGCAGCUGCCCAACUUCCUGCUCGCCUCGCCCAUGAUCGCCCUCUCCGUGGCUGCCGUUGUAUCAUACGCCCUCCACGACCCAGCCCGCUUCUUCCUCCUCCACCUGUGGCCCACCUAUACAAGAGAACCACCAGGCAAAGCCAUUGCAAGCAGCGAAGACAAAGCGGGGGCGCCGGGAGACCCUGGCACGAAGCGGGACAGAAGUACGUCAAAAAUGUCCGGUUCGCAGUUGCUGACGAAGCGGAACGGGGGAGGGGUAGAGAGCUCGCAGCCUUUUGCGGAGGCGCUUUCUGCGCUGGGGGACUGGCAGCGGCCAGUGGGGCCUGAGGCGGGCUUCUUCUCGCCGGACGUGCUGUGCUUCACGCACCAGCUGGCAAUCAUGGUCUGCGUUGCCACGCUCAUCAUGCACGUACAGGUUGCGACACGCUUUCUGUCGGCCAGCCCCGUGGUAUACUGGUACGCCGCUGGUUUGUGUAGGGAUCGGAAGCAGGCACGAAACCAUAGCAAAGAGAUAAGUAGAGGCCGAAAAGGCCUUCCGAAGGAGUUUGGCAGCAUUUACCGAUGGAUCUGGGGUACGUUCAUCGGCUACAGUGUGAUUGGAACGCUGCUCUUUACGAACUUCUAUCCAUUCACUUAGCUGAAGCGGUUUGCAGGAAAAAGCGGGGCUGCGUGACACCAGAAUAACGUACAACCUCCGGAGGCGUUUGAUUGCCUGGAAACAUGUUUAUAACUCAACACUCCCGUAGUACGCUCCUGAGCAAGCAUGAUGAUGUGCCGC
Klebsormidium nitens is the source of this 1908-nucleotide messenger RNA. NCBI's taxonomy places the organism in Eukaryota, Viridiplantae, Streptophyta, Klebsormidiophyceae, Klebsormidiales, Klebsormidiaceae. The record is from the annotation of a GenBank genome assembly.